AUGGUAAUUGCUUUUAGAAAAGCAAGGAAGUAUGUAAGACUACAUAUAAAUUUCUGUUUUUGUAGGAUGCCUCCUAGAAGAAGAACCUCUGCUGAGAAGGAGUCUUCUCGCCAACGUCUGAGAGCUCUAGAGAAUGCUCUCAUUGCCCUCGCAAAUCGAUCCACUGUUCCGGCAAAUAACCAGUCUGUCUUUGAUCGGUUUGAUCGUCACCGUCCCCCAGCCUAUGAGGGUACUGCCGAUCCUGUUGUUCUCGAAGGUUGGUUGCGUAAGAUAGAAAAACUCUUUGACGCGACCGGCUGCCCAGAUGCUGAAAAGGUAGCUAUUGGCUCGUAUUACCUGAAGAAAGAGGCUGACAACUGGUGGGGUAUGGUCAAAGCUGAAUGUCUUGCUACCUCUGGCUUUGGGUGGGAAAAGUUCUCCAAGAAGUUGAAGGAGAGAUUCUAUCCGGACGAGUUGAGGUGGCUUAAAAGAGAAGAGUUUCUCUCUCUGAAACAUGGUUCUAUGUCGGUGCAAGCAUAUACUAACAAGUUCACAGAGUUGUCUCGUUUUGCUGCUGUUUUGAUCCCUUCUGAAGCUGAGAAAGUGAGGUUGUAUGUGAGGAGGUUAGACGCUUGGAUUAGGGUACCAAUGAUGUGUUCAGGUGCUGCUACUUUCCAGAGGGCUUAUGAAGUUGCCCUUAGUGCUUAUGCUGCAGUUCAGGAGGAAGAAGAUGCUAGGCGUGCUCUCACAGCCAAGAGGCCCCCUCCCUCAUUUCAUACUGCAAACCCCUCCAAGAAGUCUAAGCUUAUUCCUGCGAACAAGGGGAGUACUUCUGAUUCUAGACCAAAGAAGUGUUUCAAGUGCCAGAAAGAUUGGCACGCUGGCAAAAAUUGUGAUGGUUCUAAUGUCAAGUGUUUCUAUUGCAAUGAUGAGGGUCACCAUUCGUACUCUUGCCCUAAGAAUUCUGAUGCAAGCAAGACAAUUACUGGUAGUUAUGCCCCCCUCCGUAACAGGGUUUAUAAUAUGUCCGAAACCGAGGAAGAAUCGGAUGUUGAUGUCAUUGCUGGUACUAUUCUCGUAAACUCUAUUCCUGCUUAUGUUUUAUUUGAUACUGGGCUACUGCUUCUUUCAUCUCUUCUUCCUUUACUGAAACAGCCAAGUUGA
This is a messenger RNA of Amaranthus tricolor (Joseph's coat), 1143 nucleotides long. RefSeq lists its product as uncharacterized. Lineage: Eukaryota; Viridiplantae; Streptophyta; Magnoliopsida; Caryophyllales; Amaranthaceae. The transcript has a single exon. Gene Ontology annotation, molecular function: zinc ion binding; nucleic acid binding. Bases 1 to 1143 code for a protein of 380 amino acids. The record is from RefSeq and is a predicted model, not a curated record.